GCCUGGAAAGCGCGCGCGCUUUGAAAGCGGGUUUGAUUGGUUCCCGCGCUCCGCCGCUGUCGUUUCGCGCGCCUUGUUCGGUACAGUUUGGGGGUGCAAUGAGGGAGGGAGGCAUCUGUGGAAGGGAGCCCAGUUAGCGGCAGCCUUGAGUACCCCUCUCCCUCUUCCCUCCGGCGGCCCUAGGAAGCAGCCCUGACCCCCAUCUCGCCUCCUUUAAGGUAACAAAAAGGGCAGCAAGGGAGAUCUUGUCCCUUUAAGUGGUUCACGGGUGGCGCAGGAUAUAUAUUUCGUCAGUGAUGGAAUCAAAACAAAGCGGCUCCCUUCAUUUUUAUUCAUAAAAGUCGGACAAGCCUGACCGAAGCACAAUGGGAAUCCCAGGUUUGCUCCAGUUUAUCAAAGAGGCUGCUGAACCUACUCAUGUCAAGAAGUACAAGGGACAAGUAGUUGCUGUGGAUACUUACUGCUGGCUGCAUAAAGGAGCCUAUGCUUGUGCUGAAAAGCUGGCCAAAGGAGAACCAACAAAUCAAUACGUAAUUUAUUGCAUGAAACUUGUUGAUAUGCUUCUGUCAUUUGGUGUCAAACCAAUUCUUGUAUUUGAUGGAUGUACCUUGCCAUCCAAAAAGGAAGUUGAGAAAUCACGGCGAGAAAAACGGCAAACAAAUCUUCUGAAGGGGAAACAGCUACUCCGAGAAGGAAAAUUAUCUGAAGCCAGAGAAUGUUUUUCACGGAGUAUUAACAUUACACAUGCCAUGGCCUGCGAAGUUAUUAAAGCUGCCCGAGCCCAAGGAAUUGACUGCAUUGUUGCUCCAUAUGAAGCUGAUGCUCAGCUGGCCUACCUUAACAGGAUCGGCAUUGUUCAAGCUAUAAUAACAGAGGAUUCUGAUCUUCUUGCUUUUGGAUGUAAGAAGGUGUUUCUGAAAAUUGAUAAGCUUGGAAACGGCUUAGAAAUUGAUCAAGCUCGGUUAGGGAUGUGCAAACAGCUUGGUGAUGUCUUCACAGAAGAGAAAUUCCGUUACAUGUGUAUUCUGUCGGGCUGUGACUACCUUCCAUCGAUUCAUGGUAUUGGAUUAGGCAAGGCUUGCAAGCUACUUAAAAUAGCUAACAAUCCUGAUAUUAUCAAGGUAAUUAGAAAAAUGGGGCAGUAUUUAAAGAUGAAUAUAUUAGUACCAGAUGACUACUUACAAGGAUUUAUUCGUGCCAACAAUACCUUCCUCUAUCAGCUGGUUUUUGACCCAGUCAAGAGGAAACUUGUUCCUUUGAAUGCUUAUGAAGAUGAUAUUGAUCCAGAAACAUUGCAUUAUGCAGGGAAACACUUUGAUGACAGCACUGCUUUUCAUAUUGCUCUUGGAAAUAAAGACAUCAAUACAAUGGAGCAAAUCGAUAAUUACAAUCCCGAUGCAUCGCAGCCAGUGCAACCCAGAAGUCGUGGCUGGGAUAACCAAUGUGCUAGCGAGAAGCCAUCCAGUCUAAAGAGCAUUUGGAGUAGAGACUAUAAGCCUGGUUUCACUGCCAGUGAUAUCAAAAACCACAAACCAUUGUUAAAAAAACCCACAACCAGAGGCAUGGAGCAGUUAAUUAACACAAAAGGACUAAAUCUUCCUGGCAAAGCACUACUGGCAAAAAGGCCAAGACUUGAAGAGCUUUCAGAAGAUUUGUUGAGCCAGUAUUUUUCAAAUCCAAAAAAAUCCAAGAUAGAAAAUGAAGAAAAUGGAGAGCAUAAUGACUCUACUAGUGCCUUGUCUGUGCUCCAUUCUUCAAAAGACACUCCCAAGAAAAAGGAGGAGCCAGACUCUCAGCCUAGACCUAGAAACAAAUUUGCUUUCAUUCUCCAGAAGAAAAAUGAAGAGAGUGAUGCAGUUGUUGUUCCGGGAACUAGAAGCAGGUUCUUCUGCAAUAUAAUGGAUCUGCCUGACAGACAGCCAAAGGGCAAAGUUCUCCAACCAUCCCAGGAUUGUGAGACUACUGAAGCAGAAUGCACACCAGUGGAAGAUCACAGUCCUCACUUAUCAGAGGCGGAAGAACUAGAAAGAACCAUCCCAUCAUCCCUUGGGGCAACACAGACCAGCUGCUUCAGUUGGACAAAGAGCUUUUCCGAAAAACCUGAGUCACCCAGCCCAUUGCAAAAUGUAUCUUUUCUAAAGCGAUUCCACCGGCAAACACUCAGUAAAGUCACAUCCCAGAAUUGUAACGCAUCACAGAUGACGAGUUCCACAAUAAGUACAGAGUUGGAUGAGGAAGCAUCACCUUUGAAAGAACAGGGGAGCUUAUCGGAACCAGAACUUGAUGUGUCAUCAGAAAGCAAUCUGGACACGUCAGAAAAUUCACCAGUGACCAAGAAAAAUGUUGUUGCUGACAGAGAAUCUGAUCACAGUUCACAAACAGUCUGCAAGCUGAAUUCUCAGAUCUCUCCAUACUUCAGAUCAUCUUGUACAGAUGAUAAGGAUACAAUUCUCAAGAGUAUGGUUCCUGGACUUCAUAAAACUAAUUCUGCAAAUCCCCCUGUUGUAAUGAGGCGCAAGUCACUGGUGCCUGCCAGAGCAAGUGGCUUAAGUAAGAAAAUUACAAAGUCAAAGAAGAAAAACCAUCAUGAUGUUGAAAAUAAAUCAAACCUGCAAGUCACAAUUCAUGAACUGUGGAGAAGCUUCCAGUUUAAAAGGGAUUCUCAAAAACUACCCUCUUGUAAAACAACAAAGCCAUUGUCUCCAGUCAAAGAUAACAACAUUCAGCUCACUCCUGACACAGAUGAUGAUACUUUUAAUAAACUUGAAUUCAGUCAUGUGCAGCGGAAGAUAUUUCAAUGAACUCAUACUGCAGAUUUGAGCAAUUUUAUAAUCAUUGGCAGAAAUAAUGUCAGGAAAUUUCGAUUAAUUGUUCUAAAAUGCAAAAAUCAAAGUAAAAUUUGUACUUGUUUGGCUAUGAGCUAUAAUUGUAAUGUAGUUUCAUCAGAUCUUGUUGAAUACCUACUUGAAUAAAAUUAUUUUGAUACAAA
Anolis sagrei ordinatus is the source of this 2989-nucleotide messenger RNA. RefSeq names its product exonuclease 1 (gene EXO1). The record is from RefSeq and is a predicted model, not a curated record. Gene Ontology annotation, biological process: mismatch repair; DNA recombination. Gene Ontology annotation, cellular component: nucleus. Gene Ontology annotation, molecular function: 5'-3' DNA exonuclease activity; metal ion binding; DNA binding. NCBI's taxonomy places the organism in Eukaryota, Metazoa, Chordata, Lepidosauria, Squamata, Anolidae.